Molecule: messenger RNA, 483 nt
Organism: Striga hermonthica
Lineage: Eukaryota; Viridiplantae; Streptophyta; Magnoliopsida; Lamiales; Orobanchaceae
Source: the annotation of a GenBank genome assembly
AUGAACUCUUUCAGGCACCCUUCUUCCAUCUCCAACUCCAAAAAGCUGCAGAAAAAGGAAAGAGAAUGGUUGGGUGUGAGUUUCAAGCCGGAGAAUUUCAUCCCGGGCCUCAUUAUCGGGUUCAUAUUCGGGCUUUUCGUGGACGUAUUUGUAGUUAGGCAAGACCUGAAAAUGGGAGCUGGAAAGAUUGCAUCGCAAUGUGCUCAUGCUGCUACUGGCAUGUAUUCAGAGCUGAUGCAAAGCAAUCGGUACGUUCUGAGGCAAUGGGAGCUCUGCGGGCAGGCAAAAAUUGUCGUUACAUGCAAGAAUCAGCAAGAAAUGAAUAAGCUGAAGGAUGCAGCUGAGAGUAUUGGCCUUCCAACUUUCACAGUUGCUGAUGCUGGGCGAACACAGGUUUCGGCUGGGUCGAAAACAGUCCUUGCUAUUGGACCUGGAAAUAAAUCAGCUGUGGAUUCAGUAACUGGGAAGCAGCGUUUGCUUUGA